GCCCGCGCCAGCGCCACCGUCCGGUCCGCCCGCCAGCCCGCGCGGCCGCGCCGCCGCCGAGCGUGGGGCGCCGCGCUCCGGGGACCAGGAAUGGGGCUUCGGGCACUGAGCGCGCUCCGAAGCCGGCGCACGUGAGAGCCGAGGAGCGCCGCCCGGAGCCCCGUGGUCUGGGACGGGGAGAUGUGGGACGCACAGCCGCCUGUCCCCCGAGGAGCCGCCGUCCCCGGGAUCCCCGGGCAUGGUGCGCGCCCCGGCCGGCAGUGCCCGGAGAAGACGGCGCCCCCCACGCCCGACCCGCGGGGCCCGGGUAGCGCGGCGCCAGCCCUCUAGGCGGCCGCAGGGCCACGACAGCUCCGCCGCCGGCGCCCCCCGGAAACCAUGACCCCCGGCGCGGGCCCAUGGAGCCAUGGCCUAUAGGGUCCUGGGCCGCGCGGGGCCAGCUCAGCCGCGGAGGGCGCGCAGGCUGCUCUUCGCCUUCACGCUUUCGCUCUCCUGCACUUACCUGUGCUACAGUCUCCUGUGCUGCUGCGACGACCUGGGCCAGAGCCGCCUCCUUGGCGCGCCUCGCUGCCUGCGUGGCCCCGGCGCGGGCGGCCAGAAACUUCUCCCGAAGUCCCGCCCCUGCGAUCCCCCGGGGCCCACGCCCAGCGCGCCCGGCGCUCCCAGCUCGCCCGCCGCUGCCGCUGCCGCUGCCGCCCCUCGCCUCCCGGCUGCCAACCACUCGGGCUCGGCCAGGCUAGGCACCAAGCGGCUGCCCCAAGCCCUCAUCGUGGGCGUGAAGAAGGGGGGCACGCGGGCCGUGCUGGAGUUCAUCCGCGUGCACCCGGACGUGCGGGCCUUGGGCACCGAGCCCCACUUCUUCGACAGGAACUACGGCCGCGGGCUGGACUGGUACAGGAGCCUGAUGCCCCGGACCCUCGAGAGCCAGAUCACUCUGGAGAAGACGCCCAGCUACUUCGUCACCCAGGAGGCCCCCCGACGCAUCUUCAACAUGUCCCGAGACACCAAGCUGAUCGUGGUCGUGCGGAACCCGGUGACCCGCGCCAUCUCGGAUUACACGCAGACGCUCUCCAAGAAGCCGGACAUCCCCACCUUCGAGGGCCUCUCGUUCCGCAACCGCACGCUGGGCCAGGUGGACGUGUCGUGGAACGCCAUCCGCAUUGGCAUGUAUGUGCUGCAUCUGGAGAGCUGGCUGCGGUACUUCCCCCUGGCUCAGAUCCACUUCGUCAGCGGCGAGCGCCUCAUCACCGACCCGGCCGGCGAGAUGGGCCGGGUCCAGGACUUUCUGGGCAUCAAGAGGUUCAUCACGGACAAGCACUUCUACUUCAACAAGACCAAAGGCUUCCCUUGCUUGAGAAAAACAGAAUCGAGCCUCCUGCCUCGGUGCCUGGGCAAAUCGAAAGGCAGAACUCAUGUACAGAUCGACCCUGAAGUGAUAGACCAGCUGCGGGAAUUUUAUAGACCUUAUAAUAUUAAAUUUUAUGAAACUGUUGGACAGGACUUCAGGUGGGAGUGAGCCACCGACAUGCAAGGGCUCCUCCUCGUCUCCUCCGUGGGGUUUGCCCGUCCAGCCUGUGAGCCUCGGCCCCCGGCAGACCCACGCUCCAGCCCCCUCUCCCAGCUCGGGUUCCAUCAUCCUGGAACUGGGAAGCCCAGCUAAGGCCACGAGACCGGGGGGUCCCUGCCACUAGCUCUCCCCAGUCUGUCUCGGCAAAGCUGACCUGCUUCUGGCAUGGCCAGUCCAUUCCGAAUCAUUUCCCUUCCGCCCACGAGAGGCCUUGGGAAACUGCUUUAAGAGCAGAUCUUCUGAUUAUGAUAGAUCCUGUAAGUGGUGAUGGUUCUGUUGCUGCAGACACAGCAGUCUGCCCCUGUCACUGUCCACCCCGGAGGGGGCUUGCUAAUUCCGAGUGGCAUGUACCUCCCCUCUGAGCUUCACUCUCCCUAGCCUCCCUGGGGGGUGGGAUAGGAGACCAUCCUCUUCCUCCUGACCUUAGCCGCUCAUCGAGACAUUGCAGAGCCCGAAGCACUCCCUGGCCACUCCUAGGAGACAGACCCUCUGAUGAUGAAAUAAACCAGAGAUUUCAAA
Molecule: messenger RNA, 2086 nt
Organism: Prionailurus viverrinus (fishing cat)
Lineage: Eukaryota; Metazoa; Chordata; Mammalia; Carnivora; Felidae
Gene: HS3ST2
Product: heparan sulfate-glucosamine 3-sulfotransferase 2
Exons: 2
Coding region: 407-1516 (369 amino acids)
Molecular function (GO): [heparan sulfate]-glucosamine 3-sulfotransferase activity
Source: RefSeq, a predicted model, not a curated record